Scheffersomyces coipomensis is the source of this 1425-nucleotide messenger RNA. RefSeq names its product Hms1p (gene HMS1). The transcript has a single exon. NCBI's taxonomy places the organism in Eukaryota, Fungi, Ascomycota, Pichiomycetes, Serinales, Debaryomycetaceae. Gene Ontology annotation, molecular function: protein dimerization activity. The record is from RefSeq and is a predicted model, not a curated record. The coding region runs from base 1 to 1425 and encodes 474 amino acids.
AUGUCAUUUAAAAUUAAUGAUUAUAAUGCGUUUUUAACGUCAUUAUUCGAUAAGAACAACACCAAUCCAAACUCACAAACUCCUUCCAAUGCUAAUGGAAGUCAACAACAACAACUGCAACAACGUUUAUUACAACCAAAUUCAACUGCUGCCGCAGCCGCAUUCCAAGCUCAACAACAUCAAUUACAAGCCUUUGCUAGUGGAGGAAAUAUGGAUGAUGCUAAUGGUUCAUUUCCAGUUGAUUUUGAAUUUGGUUUAAUUCCUCCUCAACAACAAUCUCAACAACAAACCCAAAGUCAUCAAUCAUCAUUAUCAUCCGAUGGAUCAUCUCCAACAUAUAAUAAUCGUUCUAAAUCUAUCAAUUAUCCUAUAAUAUCUCAACAACAACCACAACAUCCCCAUCCUCAACAAUCUCAAUUACAAAAUGAAUAUAUUCCAGACAUGUCAAAUGGUAUGAGUCCACCUAUGAAUAAUAAACAAUUCAGUCCAAAUCAACAACAACAGCAACAACAGCAACAAUCACAAAUACUAUCACAAUCAGAUAAUUUAUUCCCGUUAAGCUAUAUGGCUACUUACGAUACUCACUCCGACUUAGUAUCACCAUUAAAUAAUCCAGGCCAAAAUGGAGGACAAAAUGAUUUAUUAAUUAAACAAGAACCUUUAUAUAGCCAACAACAACAACAAAUAUUACUUCAACAACAACAACAGCAACAACAAAGUAAUCAACAACAAAAUUCACAAGUGUUUGUCAAACAAGAAGAUGAAUCUAAUAGUUUAUCCCCAUUAUCAAGUAAUCAAUCCCCCUGGAAUAACAAUAUCAAUCAACAUUCCCAAUUCCAACCUAUUCCACCACCAGUUCAACCUAUCAUAACUAAAGUAAGAAGCAAUAAUAGUGUAUCAGGUACUAGUAAUGGUAGACAAAAAUCAACUUAUUCAUUUGAUGGAUCAUCACCAGUAUCAUCUACUACCACAUUACAUAAUGGACCUGGUAGACCUCGAGUUAAAUCUGCCCAUAAUGUGAUUGAACAAAGAUAUAGAAAUAAAAUCAAUGAUAAAUUCACUGCAUUACAAGAACUGGUACCUACAUUAAAGAUUUUAGCUCGAAGAAAACAACGUCAAUUAUUAAGACAACAAGAGAAUGGAGGGAAUGGAGAUGAAGAUUUAGAUUCUAGUGAAGAAGAUAAUGAUUUUGAUGGUCAUGGAUAUGGCGAUGAUCCUAAUGAAGAAAUCAUUGAUUUAGAAGGGUUGGAACCUGCUAGAAAAUUAAAUAAGGGGACUAUCUUAGCCAAAUCGAUUGAAUAUAUUAAAUUCUUGGAAUUAAAGAAUGAUAGAAUUAGACAAGAGAAUAAUGAAUUGGUGUUAAAGGCAAGAAUGUUAGGUAUUCAAUUCGAUGCUGGAUUAAUCAAUGAUGAUUCCAGAAGAUAA